Molecule: messenger RNA, 4106 nt
Organism: Pyricularia oryzae 70-15
Lineage: Eukaryota; Fungi; Ascomycota; Sordariomycetes; Magnaporthales; Pyriculariaceae
Product: histone acetyltransferase
Exons: 3
Coding region: 431-3718 (1095 amino acids)
Biological process (GO): regulation of DNA-templated transcription
Molecular function (GO): histone acetyltransferase activity
Source: RefSeq, a predicted model, not a curated record
CCGGCCAAAUCCCCAGAUUGAUGAAAGGAGACUCAUCAGCUCAACCAUCACCAACAGAAAUGACUGAGUCCAACUCCAGCUCCAUGAGUCUCCAUCCGGAUAUUUUGCCUGCUUAACGUGCCGGAGAGCACGUUCUCUCAACUCACCCCGUCAUUUAUCUACAAGCUCGGCCGCUAGCUGUUGUAUUGCGCGUUUUGUUCGCCAAGACGACCGCUACAGCCCGACCCCGAAACGACUCGCAACGUCACAGUCUGAAGCAAGCGCAUUCUUGACACAUUCAUUGUAUCUAGAAGCUACAUGAGAUCUCGACAGGCUGGAAUGACUGAUCACGUUGGUGGAAGCAUCACCGCUCGACCCCACCGUCCCACCAAAUCCGCGGCGACUCGAUCAACUCACCCAGCUGCUGCCUGCACCUCGACGGUCUUUAGCAAUGGCCAGUGCCCAGCUAAUGGAGGAGGAGCUGCAGCACAGUGUGAUGGUUGCGGGGGCUGCCGAAGUCGACAUGGUUGACUACGAUGAUGCGCCAGUCGAUGAUGCCGACGGCGACGUCGACGAAGAGAUGGAAACUUCGAAGUUGGGUGAUUCUGUCCUGGUCAACGGCAAAACAGACAAAAAAGGCCUGGUUGAAAGCGUGGAGCCUGGUCACUACGACGACGCUGACGGUGACGUUGACGAGGAUGAAGAAGACGAGGAAGCUGCCGAAGAAUACGGGGAAGACGAACACGAUCAAGAUGAUAGCGACCAGGAUGACGAAGAAGGCGAUUCGGACGGAGAGGAUAGUGAUGGACCCUCAGAGGGUGACCAUGAAGAUGAAGACCUGGACCGUGCAGCAGCAGAUGGUCUCAGAUCAGAGGACGAUGUUGAAGAGGAGGACGAAGACGAAGGCGUUGGUGCCGUCAAGAUCAAGCCGGGCGAAACGGACGACGAAGAUGACAGUGACGAGAGUGAAGGCUCAGUAGGCCACAGUGAAAGUGCCGAGGAGUCUGACGGGGAGGCCUCAUGGGACGAAGCCGUUGAAAACGUCGAAGACGACAUAGAAGACGAAGAUAAGUUCGACGACCUUGGCGGCCUUUGUAUAUUCUGUAAGGAAGACGAGGAUACGGGCGCAUAUGUCACCUGCAGAGAAUGUGGGGAGAAGUCACACGAGCACUGCGCCAAGAAUAAUUCUGCGUGGAGUGAAAAGCACAACACCACAAAAUGGAAAUGUCCAGAUUGCGCAUCAACAGAUUUGGCCGGCGAAGGAGAUGCAGAUGAAGCAGAAGGAGUGGGGCUUGCUUGCUCUCCCAUAACUACAGGAUCGGCCUCUUCCACACACGGUGGCGCAGAAUCAAAUUCUGGUCGUGAUCUCCCAGCCCAAGACCACCUCGCAGUAGAUGAGGAUUCCUUGGAUGGUUCUCGUGUGCUCAGAAAGCGCAAGACAUCAUCUGUGGAGGCCGACGAGGGCGUGAUGUCGUUGCGAAAGCGGCGCAAGAACACAUCAGAGAUCCGAGGUCAUGAUGAUGGCGCAACAGCCACCGAUGAACUUACAAGGCCUCAGUCCUCCCGGUCAUUGAGACCAAAGACGUCCGACUCUGCUCAUGUCAGCAUCGAGAAGAAAACCCGAGAUACUCUUGUCCUCAAGCUCAAGGCCGAUCCUGUUGAGCUGAGGCGUAUAGAGGCUCGACCACGACAGAUUCCUAAGCGCCGUGGUGGUAGAACGGGCGGUCGCUCUGGUGGCCGAUCUGGGGGCCGAUUCGGCGGCAGGGGACGCACAACACGCCCUCCGGCUCAACCAGCUGUACAAAAUUUGGUGGCGCCAUUUUCAGCCCCAUUUUCUUCCUCGGCAUUGUAUCAACCCUUCUUUUUUGACAAGGAAUCAGAAGAGCUAAAAGGCAAGCCAUACGGCGGUAUCCUCGACGAAGCCGAUGCGGAUACUAGCAAGACUUUCCCGCAGCCGGAGGAUCGCAAGCGCUUUGAUGAGGCAAAACAGAAGGCUGAGGAGGAGUGGCGAGAGCGGAUCCUCAAAAUGCAGGCAACCAUGACAGUGCCUGUCAAAAAAUCAAAAAAACCGUCAGGGCCGGCCAGCCAGAUCGAAUGCAUCGAGUUUGGCGGCUGGGAAAUCGACACAUGGUAUGCGGCCCCUUAUCCGGAGGAGUACAGCAGAAACCGUGUUCUGUACAUUUGCGAGUUCUGCUUGAAGUACAUGAACUCGGACUACGUGGCAUGGCGUCACAAGCUCAAGUGUCCUGCGAAGCAUCCUCCGGGCGAUGAGAUUUACCGCCAUGGAUCCGUCUCGGUUUUCGAGGUCGAUGGCCGCAAAAAUCCGGUGUAUUGCCAGAAUCUUUGCUUGCUGGCUAAGCUGUUCCUUGGGUCAAAGACCCUGUACUACGACGUCGAACCAUUCUUGUUCUACGUACUGUGCGAGUACGAUGAGUAUGGCUAUCACUUUGUCGGGUACUUUUCCAAGGAGAAGCGAGCCAGCAGCCAAAACAACGUCAGCUGUAUCUUGACCCUGCCGAUACAUCAACGAAAGGGAUACGGAAACUUGCUCAUCGACUUUUCCUACCUACUCACCCGCGUGGAAAAGAAGACGGGCUCGCCCGAGAAGCCAUUAUCGGACAUGGGCUUGGUCUCUUACAGGAACUAUUGGCGGCUGGUUCUUUGCCAAUACUUCAUCGAGCACGUCCCAGAGGACAAAGAAAAACAGAUAGGCCUCAGCGUGAAGCAAAUCUCCGACGACACAGGCAUGACAGCUGACGAUGUUGUCGCCGCGUUGGAGGGUCUAAGAUGUUUGGUGCGAGACCCACAAACCGAAUUGUAUGCCUUCAGGGUAGAUUUACCUUUCUGCAAGGAGUACGUCGAGAAGUGGCAGGCCAAAAAGUACGUCAAGCUUGAUCCGCGCUUUCUCACGUGGACACCGUACGUCAUGGGUAGAGGCAACGCAACGAACUUUGAGUUGGGCCCGGCUCUUAAUGCCAUCGCGCCCCGCGAGGACGAGGAAGAGCCAAAACUCACGGAGCCUGCCAUCACGGUUCUUCCAAACGGGGAGACCUCUGUUGUUUAUGCCGCUGCCACCGCAAACGGUGAAGUGAAAGAUGGCGGCGCAACGAAUGGAGUCCCUACUGUGCUUCAGUCCACUGAAGCUCAUGACGACAUGGUAAAGCCAGCGGCUGAACAAAAUGUCGAACUUCAACCAAGUAUCGAAGGGGUCAGAGAGAUGAGUGUUGUGAAUGAGGUAACGUCCAACAUGGAUAAGGACCUUCCCGAAGGGAAGUGGAUGUCUCUUUACAAGGCAAUCCCCCCAACGCGUUUUCAGGUGUUUCCUCCGAUAUCCCGCAAGGUUGAGCGACCGAGGGCGGCAGUUGUACGGAUACCAGUUGCACAACCUGUGGCUCUUCCCCGCCCCAAGCCUAAACGUCCAGCAGGGCCGCGCCGUUCAGCACCAGCGAAAAAGCAAAAGGGCAAAAGCUCCACCACACGGGUUCGCAAGGCAGGCGGAACAGGCCGAGGACCUGGCAGAUGGCCCAAGGGAACCAAGAAGAGCGAUUACGGCAAUGCUGACAGCGGGCCAGGACUCCCUCCGGCAUGGAUUGCUGCCAGACUUGCAGCUCAAACAUCCAAGGGUAGUGGAGGGGAGUCAAACGUCACACCGGACAGCAAAGACACAGCAGCUGCCAAGAUUGAUGGUAAAGCUGAAGAUACCGUGCAAGUUCUGACACCCAUUGUUAAGGAGGUCUAGUGCAACAGUUUGUGUUUUGGCCAUCAUCACUUAUUUCAUGGCGGGCGUUUAGCAAAGGCGUUCACCGAGAUACCUUAAUUUGUAUUGCGUUAUUCGGAUAUUGCUGGGAUUUGGGGGAAGCGGGUUUUCUUUUCUGCCGGUUUUGAUCUCACUUCAGUGUUGAUAUUAGGGCUUCUUACAACGCAUCACCAUUGAAGGCUAAUGGAGAAUUUUCAUGUUGCAUUGAUUUUUUAGAAAGUAUUCGUACCAGCAUAUGUACCCUUUUUCAAACCCAUGGCCAUCACAAUGAGAACAUUAGUUUUUGUCCUGUAAAUGGCUUGAACGGUACGUCAUUGGGCCCGCAGCACGAGGAGGGCUGCUUGUAGUCAAAGUAAUAAAAUAUUGCGGG